Messenger RNA from Penicillium angulare, 222 nucleotides. RefSeq lists its product as uncharacterized. Lineage: Eukaryota; Fungi; Ascomycota; Eurotiomycetes; Eurotiales; Aspergillaceae. The transcript has a single exon. The record is from RefSeq and is a predicted model, not a curated record. The coding region runs from base 1 to 222 and encodes 73 amino acids.
AUGCACCGUGACUGGUUCAAGCCCCGAGCUAGUGACUGGGGCAGCAGCUGGGUUCUCCACCCACUGGAGAAAGCUACCCAGUGGAUUGAAUCAAUUCAACACCCUAACUGUGGCACUAGCAAGGCUAGCACAAAAGAAUGUGGUUGGAUCACCCUAGUCAGUAGCUGCAACUGUGGACCUGCAGGAAGAAAACAAAAGGGCUUCAUGUUCAAAGAUGUUUAG